Acanthoscelides obtectus is the source of this 1605-nucleotide messenger RNA. The record is from the annotation of a GenBank genome assembly. Lineage: Eukaryota; Metazoa; Arthropoda; Insecta; Coleoptera; Chrysomelidae.
AUUCCCCUCUUGUUCCGUGUCACAAUUUUGUAUUCCGAGAUAUUUAUUAACCAAUUUCACAUCACAACAUUGCCGAAGUUUGAAAAGUGUUUUUAAAAAUAAAUAAUAUAAUAAGUAAUCAUAAUCAUAUGUGGGCUCAUUAAGCAAAUAAGUUCUCAGCCUAAGCAAUGUUGAACAUUACCAGGUUUUGCAAGUUUCGCUGUAGCUCAGUUUUGCCUCAGGCUAGAUUAGUUUUUAGUAACUCUAGAAAGGAUUUAUUACUGAAAAAUGGACAGGCUAGGAGGCACAUUUCUCAAGCACUUAGACAGCAUUAUUCCCAAGACAAAACUUUGUUCAAGCAGUUUCUGAGAGGUAGUGGCACAGUGGCAGUGCGCCUUGGCUCAGAUGCAGCUAACAAAGGACAAAAGGCAGUUGGGUACUGGUUGCUAACGUGCAGUGGAAUGGUGUUAGGUGCUGUUGUGUUAGGUGGAGUUACCAGAUUGACUGAAUCAGGUUUGUCAAUGGUAAAUUGGCGACUGCUUGGAGAAAAAAUGCCUAGAACUCAACAAGAAUGGGAGGAAGAGUUCCAAAGAUACCAACAGUUUCCAGAAUUUAAAAUUAAAAAUAAGGAGAUAACAUUAGAGGAGUUCAAAUUCAUUUGGCACAUGGAAUACGGGCACAGAAUGUGGGGUAGAUGCAUAGGGGCAAUGUUUCUGAUACCAGCCACGUAUUUUUGGGUUAGGGGCCGCCUGACACCAGCCAUGAAAAAAAGGGUGUUGGUGUUCGGCAGUUUAAUAGGAGCACAGGGUCUGAUGGGAUGGUACAUGGUAAAAUCAGGCUUGGAGGAUCGCUUUCAUGAACCGUCAGACGUACCCAGAGUGUCCCAGUACCGUUUGGCAUCUCACCUCAGCUUGGCUUUUAUUUUGCAUUCCCUAUUUCUAUGGUCCGCCUUGGACAUCUUAGCUCCUGCCCAAACAAUUAAUAUUAGCGGAAAUGCGCUGAAGGCAGCCAGAAAAUUCAGAGGCAUGGUGCAUGGAGCGAAAGCCUUGGUGUUUUUGACAGCCUUUUCAGGUGCAUUUGUAGCAGGCCUAGACGCCGGUCUGGUUUACAAUUCGUUCCCAAAAAUGGCCGAUAGGUGGAUCCCAACAGAUCUGCUAGCCUACACUCCCAAACUGUCCAAUUUUACCGAAAAUCCAACAACUGUGCAGUUUGAUCACCGCAUACUUGGUACAACGACUUUGGCAUACCUUACGGCGAUAUAUUUUAUUUCAAGAAAGAGACAGUUACCCCCAAGAGCAUACACAGCAGCGGCUGUGCUGGCAGCACUUGGAUAUUUGCAGGUUUCCAUCGGAAUAGCGACAUUAAUAAACUACGUACCUACCGACUUAGCUGCAACUCACCAGUCUUGUUCUCUAGCAGUAUUGUCAGCAGCCAUUUGGCUGUCACACGAACUCAAAAAGUUACCGAAAGUGUAAGAUGAAUCAUGCGUUUGACUCAAUCGUUUGGUCACAGCUUUUCAAUGUUUGUUAUUGUUUUUUUUUGUACAUAUUUUUGUUAUUCCUACUGUUUCAUACUGUAUUUUAUGAACUUAGAUGAAUACUAAUAAAUGAAAUAUUUCUGAUAACA